Scomber scombrus (Atlantic mackerel) is the source of this 2253-nucleotide messenger RNA. RefSeq names its product tripartite motif-containing protein 16-like. Gene Ontology annotation, molecular function: protein binding; zinc ion binding. Lineage: Eukaryota; Metazoa; Chordata; Actinopteri; Scombriformes; Scombridae. Bases 22 to 1704 code for a protein of 560 amino acids. The transcript has a single exon. The record is from RefSeq and is a predicted model, not a curated record.
UCAUUGUUACUGAGAGGUGAAAUGGCGCAGCAAGGAGCUCAGCUGGACGGAGCUAAAUUCUGCUGUUCGAUCUGUUUGGAUCUACUGAAGGAUCCGGUGACUAUUCCCUGUGGACACAGCUACUGCAUGAGAUGUAUUAACAACUUCUGGGAUGAAGAGGAUAAGAAGGAAAUCUACAGCUGUCCUCAGUGCAGACAGACCUUCACACCGAGGCCUGUCCUGGUAAAAAACACCAUGUUAGCAGAUAUAGUGGAGGAGCUGAAGAAGACUGGACUCCAAGUUGCUGCUGCUGAUCUCUGCUAUUCUGGACCUGAAGAUGUGGCCUGUGAUGUCUGCACUGGGAGGAAGCUGAAAGCCUUCAAGUCCUGUCUGGUGUGUCUGGCUUCUUAUUGUGAGAAACACCUUGAACGUCACUAUGAUGUAGCUCCAUUAAAGAAACACAAGCUGGUCGAUCCCUCCAAGAAGCUCCAGGAGAACAUCUGCUCUCGUCAUGAUGAGGUGAUGAAGAUAUUCUGCCGUACUGAUAAGAAGUGUAUCUGUUAUCUGUGUACUAUGGAGGAUCAUAAAGGCCACGACACAGUCACAGCUACAGCAGAAAGAACUGAGAGGCAGAGAGAACUCGACGUGAGUCGACUAAACAUCCAGCAGAGAAUCCAGGACAGAGAGAAAGAUGUGAAGCUGCUUCAACAGGAGGUGGUGGCCGUCAGUCUCUCUGCUGAUAAAGCAGUGAAGGACAGUGAGAAGAUCUUCAUUGAGCUGAUCCGUCUCCUCCAGAAAAGAAGCUCUGAUGUGAAGCAGCAGAUCAGAUUCCAGCAGGAAACUGAAGUGAGUCGAGUCAAAGAGCUUCAGGAGAAGCUGCAGCAGGAGAUCACUGAGCUGAAGAGGAAAGACGCUAAACUGAAGCAGCUCUCACACACAGAGGAUCACAACCAGUUUCUACACAACUACCCCUCAGUGUCACAACUCAGUGAACCUACAGACUCAUCCAGCAUCAAUAUCCGUCCUCUGAGAUACUUUGAGGAUGUGACAGCAGCUGUGUCAAAGCUCAGAGAUAAACUACAGGACAUCCUGAAGGAGGAAUGGACAAACAUCUCACUGACAGUCACUGAAGUGGACGUUUUACUGUCAGAUUCAAAAUCAGAGCCCAAGACCAGAGCUGGGUUCUUAAGAUAUUCACAUGAAAUCACUCUGGAUCCAAACACCGCAAACACACGGCUGUUAUUAUCUGAUGGGAACAGAAAAGCAGAAGUAACAAAUCAACAUCAGUCUUAUUCUAGUCAUCCAGACAGAUUCACUGGUCAUCGUCAGGUCCUGAGUAGAGAGAGUCUGACUGGACGUUGUUACUGGGAGGUGGAGUGGAGCGGGACAGGAGUUUUUGUAGCAGUCGCAUACAAGAAUAUCAGCAGAGCAGGAGGCUCAAAUGAUUGUAUAUUUGGAUUCAAUGACAAAUCUUGGGCUUUAUAUUGGAACAAUAACAGUUAUGAAUUCUGGUUCAACAGCAUUAAAACUCCUGUCUCAGGUCCUCGUUCCUCCAGACUAGGAGUGUACCUGGAUCACAGAGCAGGUAUUCUGUCCUUCUACAGCGUCUCUGAAACCAUGACUCUCCUCCACAGAGUCCAGACCACAUUCACUCAGCCUCUCUAUGCUGGAGUUUGGCUUGGUUAUAGAUAUGGAGACACAGCUGAGUUGUGUAAACUCAAAUAGUCAGAAGUCAUUUGAGGGACAGUCAGUUAUUUUGUCUCUGUCGAGUUUCUUUAUGUGAUGCUCUUUCUUGCUUGUGUGUUUCAGCAGAGAGGCUAUCACUGCUCAUCAUGAUUUUCUUCAUAUAUAUAAACACAAACUUGCAUUUCUCAACAUGGAAACUGAAACUUUGUGCUCUUGUUUCUUUUCCAUCUCAUCGGUCUUAACAGAGAAAAAUCAGACCUUCCUUUAUCAAACAUAUUUUGCUCUCAUGACUUUUUGAAUCAGUAAAGAAAUGUAUUGUUGCAUUUACAUUCAUAGUUAUGCAUUUUGUCCAAUAUCACACACAAAUCAGGUGUUAUUAAGUGUUAUAAAACUAUAAUUAUCAUGAUAAUAAUCAAUAAGUAGAUCAUUUAUUAAGUUCUUGUACAUAGCUGACAUUCUGUGAUUGAUUGUCUGGUUGAAAUGAAUCUGAACAUGAAAUCAUUGAACAAGAGUCAUUUAACAGACUUUACUGAUUGGAUGUGUGAACAAACUGAAGCUUUACACAAUAAAUAAAGUAUAAUAAUUCAA